CCAGCCCCUGAAAAGAAGUCUAGAGUCAGGCCAGGGUUAGGAUGGGGGUGGGGUACAGGGAGGCAGAGGCUUUGAAAGUCAAAUGAUAGGAAAAAGAUACUAAAAGCCCUCAAUUUUUCCCUCCCAAGAGUUCCCUUGCUCUCUUAGGAAGUCUUUAACCUGCUGGUUGCAGAGCUUGCCUGGAAGAAUUAGAGGAAUUCUUAACAGCUGGAGAGAGAAGUCCUUGCGUUCCCUGAGUCUUUUUCUUUUACUCAACUCUGGGGAAGUCACUACAUUAGAAGGAGCUUGAUACAACAUUUUGUCCAUCCCUCUGGUAUCAAACUUAACUGGCUCAGUCAGGAAACAAAACCGAGGUGGGUCCAGGAGGAGUCCAUGGGUGUAGUGAUCCGGCGGUGAGGGAGGGCUUUGGUCCAGUUCAUUUGUGCGGAUGGGCUGCCCUCUGGCGGCUGCCUCCGGUGCCAUCCGGCGUGAAACCCUUGAGACACCCUGUCGGACCGACCGCAUUGGUCGGCAGAAGGAAUUGCCUUAGGAGUCAGGUGACUGUUGGAAAACGAAAAUUAAGUACACCCGCUCCCUUCACAGGGAACAGGUGGGGUAAAAAACCUUUCGAAUUCGAUAGGCCUGCCCCGCCCCCCACCUACGCCCUGCUUACGGUCGUUUUACGACAGUGUCCGACCGAUCGCAGGCUUGCUUUCAGGCAGCGUGGUCUGACGCUUCGCUCAAUUUCCGACAGCGUAGCUUUGGUUUCUCCCCCCGGCUUUGGGGUUGGAAGGUUCGAGUCCCACGACGGGAAUGAGCCUCUUUGAUCUCUUUCGGGGAUUUUUCGGCUUUUCUAGACCUCGGAGCCACAGAGAUCCCUUUUUUGGAGGGAUGACUCGCGACGAAGAUGAAGAUGAUGAGGAAGAGGAAGAAGCCACAUGGAGCCAGGGGAGCUCGAGGUUUGAAGAUCCCCAGCCUCCCGAGGAAUUUGGCUUUGGCUUCAGCUUCAGCCCAGGAGGAGGAAUGCGUUUCCACGAUAAUUUCGGCUUCGAUGACUUAGUACGGGAUUUCAAUAAUAUCUUCAGCGAGAUGGGGGCCUGGACCUUGCCUUCCCGUCCUCCUGCAUCCACCUGCCACCUUUCUGCAGAACUUCCAGGUCCUGAGUUAGAGACACCUGGUGAGAGACGGCAGGAAGGGCAGACACUUCGGGACUCAAUGCUUAAGUAUCCAGAUAGUCACCAGCCCAGGAUCUUUGGUGGGGGUCUGGAGAGUGAUGCAAAAACUGAAUCCCCCAAACCAGUACCAGACUGGGAUUCCCAGAGACCUUUUCAUAGGUUUGAUGAUAUGUGGCCUGUGACCCCCAGUUCUAGAGCCAGAGAGGAUAAUGAUCUUGAUUCCCAGGUUUCCCAGGAGGGCCUUGGCCCAGUUCUGCAACCCCAGCCCAAAUCCUAUUUCAAGAGCAUCUCUGUGACCAAGAUCACUAAGCCAGAUGGGACAGUAGAGGAGCGCCGGACUGUGGUGGACAGUGAGGGCCGGAAAGAGACCACAGUAACCCAUCAAGAGGCAGGUGACAGUCCUAGAGAUGGUCCAGAAUCAGCAACACCUCCAUCCCUGGAUGAUGCCUUUUCCAUCCUGGAUUUGUUCCUAGGACGUUGGUUCCGGCCCCGGUAGCCUUGUGAACCCUCACAGGCCUUUAGGUUCUUUCUCUCUCCCACCCUUUGCCUGCUGUCAGUGGGCUUAGUUCUUCUCCUGCCACCUCAGGGCCUUGCGUGUGUGGAACAGUGAAUUGGGGGUAUGUUAGUAUGUCACUCACCCUAAUGACCAAUAAAACCUUUAUUUAUGCUAA
This is a messenger RNA of Phacochoerus africanus (Common warthog), 1825 nucleotides long. It is a transcript of the gene HAX1, whose product is annotated as HCLS1 associated protein X-1. Gene Ontology annotation, biological process: regulation of actin filament polymerization; negative regulation of apoptotic process. Lineage: Eukaryota; Metazoa; Chordata; Mammalia; Artiodactyla; Suidae. The coding region runs from base 793 to 1650 and encodes 285 amino acids. The record is from RefSeq and is a predicted model, not a curated record. The transcript has 7 exons. Gene Ontology annotation, cellular component: sarcoplasmic reticulum; mitochondrion; clathrin-coated vesicle.